Messenger RNA from Leucoraja erinaceus (little skate), 5181 nucleotides. RefSeq names its product solute carrier family 24 member 3 (gene slc24a3). The transcript has 17 exons. The record is from RefSeq and is a predicted model, not a curated record. Gene Ontology annotation, cellular component: membrane. Bases 129 to 2069 code for a protein of 646 amino acids. Gene Ontology annotation, molecular function: calcium, potassium:sodium antiporter activity; calcium channel activity. Gene Ontology annotation, biological process: calcium ion transmembrane transport; intracellular calcium ion homeostasis. Lineage: Eukaryota; Metazoa; Chordata; Chondrichthyes; Rajiformes; Rajidae.
UUCCUUUCUCUCCCCCUCACACCCCUCCUCUCACCCACCACUGUCCACCCCCACCUCCCUCUGUGUGUGUGCUCUGUCGGCUGUACAAGUGUAGCCGUGUCCGUGGAGCGGGGAACAGCAGCGCUACGAUGGAUCUCCAGCGCUGCCCGAAGCCCAGCAAAGUGCGGGGCAAGAGACGGGACGUGGUGUGGUGGCAGAUCUGCUGGCUGGCCGGAGUAAUGUUGGUGGUCCUAGCUGUCUGCAGCUUGGUGAAGAAGGCAGGCUACUACGUGACGAGUUAUACCUUGGAGAUGCAUGACCGGAGGCUUGGCCGGAGACUGAUGGAACAGAUCGAUGAGAACACCACCGAUACUGGAGCAACGUCACACCAUUUCAAGAACUGUACAGAACCAGCUCUUCAUGAAUUCCCCGUCGAUGUCUUUACCAAUGACGAGCGGCGGCAUGGAGCUAUCACUCUCCACCUGAUCUGCACCAUAUACAUGUUCUACGCUCUGGCAAUCGUCUGUGAUGACUACUUUGUUCCGUCGUUAGACAAAAUCUGUGAGCGACUCCAUCUUAGUGAAGAUGUGGCGGGAGCCACGUUCAUGGCAGCUGGAAGCUCAGCCCCCGAGCUCUUCACCUCCGUCAUAGGGGUGUUCAUCACGAAGGGGGACGUGGGAGUGGGAACCAUCGUGGGCUCUGCGGUGUUCAACAUCCUCUGCAUCGUUGGAGUGUGCGGGCUUUUUUCGGGAAUGGUGGUGCCAUUGACAUGGUGGUCGUUGAUCAGAGAUUCCAGUUAUUACACCUUGUCGGUGAUGGUACUUAUCUUGAUUAUUUAUGAUGAAAGAAUUUCUUGGUGGGAAUCUUUGAUCUUGGUAUUAAUGUACGCAGUCUACAUCUUGAUUAUGAAGUUCAACACGUCACUGCAGAUUUUCUUUGAAAGCAAAUUGAAGAAGCCAUCUGUGAACAUGGCCAAUGGGAACACGGGUAAUGCAGAAAUCGAUGACAACAGCAACUGCGAUGCAACUGUGGUCUUACUGACAAAAGCCAACUUCUCUCGUAACUCCUCUGUGCUGAUGGUGGACGAGAUGCUCUCUGCAUCCCCACACCAGCUGUCUUUCUCCGAGGCCAGUCUCAGGAUCAUGAUAACCAGUCACUUUGGACCCAAAACCCGCCUAAGCAUGGCCAGCCGCAUGCUCAUCAAUGAGAGACAACGGCUGAUCAGCAGCAAGAGCGUUUCCAACGGGGAACCCGAGGUUUCCAUUAAAAUUCCCGGGAAGCGCAGCCUGGAGAAUGGGACUGGCCCGAGCUACUCUGCGGAGAGGGGGGUGAGCGGGCUGUGGACGGAGGAGGCCAGAGCCGCCGGCAGCAGCCAGAGGGAGGCCGAGAACGAGGACAACCAGAACAACGAAAACGACGAAGAGGAGGAGGAGGAGGAAGGGGAAGGGGAAGGGCCGUUCGUGCCGUUCCACCUGCCUGCGGGAAUGUGGGACGUGGUAAAGUGGGCGAUAGCCUGGCCGCUGUGUUUCGUGAUGUACUUCACCAUCCCGAACUGCGCCAAGCCUCGAUGGGAGAAGUAUUUCAUGUUCACCUUCGUCGCAGCUACCAUGUGGAUCGCCAUUUUCUCCUACGUGAUGGUGUGGAUGGUCACAAUAAUCGGAUACACCCUGGGAAUUCCUGACGUAAUAAUGGGAAUCACGUUCCUGGCAGCUGGGACAAGUGUACCGGAUUGCAUGGCGAGCCUCAUAGUUUCCAGACAAGGCAUGGGAGAUAUGGCAGUGUCUAAUUCUAUAGGAAGCAAUGUCUUUGACAUCCUGAUAGGACUUGGCCUACCUUGGUCGAUUAAGACGAUUAUGGUGAACUUUGGCUCACACUUAACGUUGAACAGUCGUGGGCUAAAAUAUUCGGUGGGACUGCUGCUUGCCUCUGUUUUUGUAACAGUGACCUGCGUUCAUAUGAACAAGUGGAAACUGGACAAGAAGCUCGGCUGCAUAACCCUGUUCCUCUACGGAGUUUUCCUGUGCUUCUCCAUCAUGACGGAGUUCAACGUCUUCACCUUUGUGAACCUUCCCAUGUGCCGGGACCACUGAUGGCCGAUAAAGACAGCUCGACCUUGGAAUCAGUGCAAUGUUAAAAAAAACUAUACGAGAGCAAAACGUCCCAUGGCCGAAUGUCGUGAGCUGCAAGGAACUGCUACUGCUGAGAACUUGGUGCAAGACGUGUUCUUGAGAGAGAAAACAAAACACCUGUAUUGAUGUGAACGUAUUUUUUAAUGUAUUUAUGUGGAGUUGUGACACAGACACACACACACAUGUACACACACACACAUGUACACACACACACACACACACAAACACCUUAAGAAGAUAACGUAUAUGAUAUUGUUGGCUGCUAAUUGCCGUGGGUCUGGAAGAUAUACCUGCCGCGUUUGUAUAUUCUCAGUUCUAUCAGAAAGGAAUAUUUUGUCUGGAGUGGGAAGUGUACAAUGGUUCUUGUUGUUCAAGAGAAUAAGGCGUGCCUGAAAGCAAACAUAUUGCCCUGUGAAAUUACCCCUUCCUUGCUCUCUCCCCUUCCACAAAGCCUUCAUUUCCCCACGCUGGUGUCCCUCUCGCUGCCAGAGGGCUUAAAGGAACAAGAAUGUACAUAUCAACGAGUUUCCCCUUGCCCUGCUGCCCACGCUGUUCCUCCCACUGGCGGAGUGUAAACUCUGAACCAUAGCAUUUAAGCAGAAUUUGAGUUGUGGAAUUUGACGUCUGAAACCUACUGCAGUUUGUACCCUGAUACUACUCCUAAUAACAAUCUCACCGGGAGGUACAUUUUGCACUUUUUUUUUUCUUUUUUUUGUUUUGUUUUGUUGGAACAGUUGCUUAGUCAAUGGUACAACUGUGUAUAUUGAUGGUAUAAAAAGUUGUAUAUAUUGGGAGUUUUUUUUUUUGUUUUCCUUUUCGAAAAGGUAGAGUAUGUAAGAUAUUAUAUCGCAGUUUAACCCAGCCGCGCGGUGUAUGAUUUGGAAAUGUUGAUUAAAAGGUACAAAUAGUGCAAAUGAAGAAGCAAAGCUGCUCUGGGCUUUGUCUGUACAGGUAGUUUUGAGAAUAAAGCAUGUUUAAUUUAUAUAUUUAUAAAAAAAAACAGCACAGGAAGCCACUUUGCAGUUUCACAGCACAUUUUUACAGGACUGGUUGAAAGCUUCAUGCACCCCUGCAUGCACCCUUGCAUGUACCCUUGCAUGCACGAUCUCCGCCCCACCCCCACCCCUAGGUUUAGCCCAUUGCCUUCCUCAAAGAAACCACCAUGGUGAGGAAGAUGUGGAUUGCCUUCAACUGUUGCUGUAGUUUCUGGAUGAAUUUGCUCUGAACUGACUCCACCCCAAGCCGGUUGCAGUUGGCUGUCUUAAUCCAACUCUAACUUCUCCCGUUUCAGCGCAAGUGAUUCUGUAACAAGGCCACGAGUCUCCCAACCUACGAUUAGAAAGAGUGGAUUAUUAUUUAACGUGCCGCGCCUUGCCUCGCCUCGCCUGGCCAACGUUUACAAGUCUACUAGGCCUACUGCCACUGGACAGUGUUAAAGUGUCACCUCAGUAGUAACCAAACUUUUGUUCAUGCUCCAGAGAAGUAAAUACACGAGGAAUCUAAUGGGUUUCGAACCUUUCAAGAACAACGAGCUUCAGGGUUGUAUUGGCUGAGUGAGUCCAACGUAACCUGUACGGAUUGCUCAUCAUUUACCCGUCCUAUGCCAUCAGAAUCCUCCUGCUUUGCAAAUUCAAACAUUAUUUUUAUCAUGUCGUGUCUCUAUUUUUCCAUUGCUCUAUUAUCUCUUAUGUUUUCUCUCUCUCUCUCUCCCUCUAACUCUCCCUCUCCCUCUCCCCCUCUCCCCUCUCACUCUCUCACUCUCGCACUCUUGCACACCUAUUCUUGCACUUUAUUUCAUUCAGUUAAUAAAAUAUCAGUCGGUAAGAUUUAGAAUGGGCGACAAUCUGGUAUCGAGUGUUGUUUGCACCAAAGAGUUGCAAAAUUCUGCUUUCCUAUCCUUAUAUUUCAUCUCCAAACCCUGACAGUCAAUUUUAGACUUUAGACUUGGAUAAUAGAAACAUAGAAAAUAGGUGCAGGAGUAGCCUAUUCGGCCCUUCGAGCCUGCACCGCCAUUCAAUAUGAUCAUCCAACUCAGUAUCCUGUACCUGCCUUCUCUCCAUACCCCCUGAUCCCUUUAGCCACAAGGGCCACAUCUAACUCCCUCUUCAAUAUAGCCAAUGAACUGGCCUCAACUACCUUCUGUGGCAGAGAGUUCCAGAGAUUUACUGCUCUCCGUGUGAAAAAUGUUUUUCUCCAUAAUCCAGUCAGUGGAAAUAGUGUAUCUCUCUCUCUCUCUCUGUACAUGUGGAAACCCAUGAUCAAAUUCUAAAUUCUGGGGGACGUUCCCUAGUUUGUUCUCUCUCCCCUCCACGCAGUUCAACCCUUGAAAUUCAGGUUUGUGUUAUGGUAAAUUUAAUCUGCACUUCCUCCCAUGAAAGGUCUUGGUAGCUUUCCGAAGCAGUGAUGCCCAGAACUGCCCACUAUACUCCAAGAGAAGUCUAACCAAGACUUACCACCUUAAGUAUCAGCUCUGUGGAUACACAAGCCUGUAUUACAUUAGGCUCUAUGGCCUGUUUUCUCCCCGCCACAGUUGUCCAUGAUAUAUUCUUGAUCCGUGUAGAUCGCUGGGUCAUUUUGUAUAUUCUAACUUCCAUAGCUUCCUGCCUCUCCAUCCUCUGCCCUAACCCAUUUCCCGUCUAGAAUCACUUUGCUAAAAUCUAAAAUGAGAGAGGGAUGUAGCCAGCAGACCAGGAGAAUGAGAUGGCAGGAUCAUUGAUCACGAAGACUUGUACAUAUCAAAGGUUUUCAGUUUGUCUACCAGAACUGGCCAACACCAUACACAUCAGUUGUUUUAAUAUCUAUCAGUGGUUGCCGUCUUAUUAACUCUUGCUGUAGUUUUCUUUCCAUCUCUAAGGGAGUGGAAUCCUUGUCUUGGUGAUAGAGUUUCAGCACUUAAUACACAUGUCCUGAGCAAAAAGGAGAAUUUUAUCCAAAUAGUGUUUAGCUGGAAUAAAUAUCUCAUGGCAACUUUUUUUUUUGCAAGUUAAUUCAAUGCAUUAUAAUCACCUUUUGAAGUUUGAUGUAAAAUGUUGGAUGAAUCCCCAUGAUGUAUAAACAGUAAGAUUUUACCUUG